Messenger RNA from Micropterus salmoides (largemouth bass), 4373 nucleotides. RefSeq names its product timeless circadian clock (gene timeless). Gene Ontology annotation, molecular function: DNA binding. Lineage: Eukaryota; Metazoa; Chordata; Actinopteri; Centrarchiformes; Centrarchidae. The transcript has 30 exons. Bases 184 to 3945 code for a protein of 1253 amino acids. The record is from RefSeq and is a predicted model, not a curated record. Gene Ontology annotation, biological process: DNA repair; DNA replication checkpoint signaling; replication fork arrest. Gene Ontology annotation, cellular component: replication fork protection complex.
UCUCGCUGGCUUGGCGCGAGACUUGUCCGACAGACAAGCAGGUUAAAACCGACUUUACUGGAAAGGCUCCUAACUUUAUACGCCACAGGCUGCUGAACACGACACCUGCAGAGUAGCUUCAUUUGAGCGAUUCGACUGAACCUUCACCUGCAGGCUGUCUGAUGGUGUGUGGACUCACUCAGAAUGAAUUGCGAGCUUUUGGCAACGUGCAGUGCUCUUGGCUAUCUGGAGGGAGAGACCUAUCACAAGGAAGCUGAUUGCUUAGAGAGUGUGAAAGACUUAAUCAGGUAUUUACGCCAUGAGGAUGACACCCGUGAUGUCCGCCAGCAGCUGGGUGCAGGUCAGAUUGUACAGAAUGACCUUCUCCCUAUUAUCAUUCAACAUGGACAAGACAAGGCCUUAUUUGAUGCCUGCAUCAGGCUCAUGGUCAACCUCACUCAGCCUGCCAUGCUUUGCUUUGGUAAAGUCCCUGAUGACCCGGUGUUCAGACAUCACUUCUUGCAAGUGACAUCCCAUUUACAAGCUUAUAAAGAGGCAUUUGCCAGUGAGAGAGUGUUUGGCAUUUUAAGUGAGAUAUUAUACAACCUUCUACAACUGGACUGGGAGCAGAGACAGGAGGAGGAUAACCUGCUGAUAGAGAGGAUCCUGCUUCUGGUCAGGAAUGUGCUUCAUGUACCCGCAGACCCCUGUGAAGAGAAGAAAGUGGACGAUGAUGCCAGCAUCCAUGAUCGGCUGCUGUGGGCCAUUCACAUGAGCGGUUUCGAUGACCUGGUCAAGUUUCUGGCGUCGGCCCAGAGUGAGCAGCAGUGGAGUAUGCAUGUGUUGGAAAUAAUCUCCCUCAUGUUCAGAGACCAGACACCAGAAACUUUGGUCAGCGCCGGUCACGCUCGUUCAGCAGAAGAGAAGCAGAGGGAUUCUCAGGAGCUGGAGGCGCUGAGGCAGAAGGAGCAUGCAGAGAAACGUUCCCGCACAUUACAACGAGGAACUAGACACUCUCGCUUCGGCGGGUCUUAUGUUGUUCAAGGCCUUAAGUCGAUUGGGGACAAAGAUGUGAUCUAUCACAGAAAUGUUCAUAAUUUCAAAAAUUAUACUCAUGACAUAGGCAAAGCAGUGAGACGUGUUCCUAAGAGGAAUCGACAGGCUCAGGAAUGUAAGGACAAACGCCGUUCAGCCUUAAAUGUUCGACUCUUCCUGCGAGAGUUUUGUGUGGACUUCCUGGAGAACUGCUACAAUCGCCUCAUGUACCUUGUCAAGGAAAGUCUAAUUCGAGAGCAAACUCAGCAACAUGACGAGACGUACUACCUCUGGGCGCUCAGCUUUUUCAUGGCCUUCAACCGUGGCAACGGUUUCCGUGCUGACUUGGUUUCUGAGACCAUGUCCAUCCGGGCUUUCCAUUUUAUUGAGCGCAAGAUCACCGACUACUAUGAGAUGAUGCUCACGGACCGCAAAGAGGCCACGUCCUGGUCGCGCAGGAUGCACCUAGCACUAAAGGCCUAUCAGGAACUGCUGCUGACUAUAAACGAGAUGGACCGCUCACAGGAUGACAGCAUCCUUCAAAGUUCCAAUGUUAUUAAAAGUAACAUAUUUUACCUGAUGGAAUACAGAGAGAUUUUCCUGACCUUGCUGAGGAAGUAUGAUGAAACCAGACAGCCCCACUCUUACCUCAAAGACCUGGUGGAGUCAACCCAUCUCUUCUUGCGCAUGUUGGAACGCUUCUGCAAGGGUCGCAGAAGCUUAAUGGUUCAGAAGAAGAAGGUGAGGCGGAAAAAGUCUCGAGGUGGAAAAAAGCCGUCAGCCGCAGAAACAAGCCCAGAAGCCCUGACGGAGAUCUGGAAGGUAGUAGAGGAAGAACUAAAGGCGACAGGGUUUCAGUUGUCAGAGUCUUUAACUGAAAGCAUUGUGCCUUUUGAUGCCACUUCUGAAACUCCACUUGAGGAGCAGCGGACUGAGGCCAUGGUGCGGGUUCAGGAUGCCCUGCUGGUCCGACUGGGACCAGAAGCACUGGCGCUGCUGCGUGCUGCCAGGGAGGUGUGGCCAGAGGGAGAUGUGUUUGGUUCAGCUGAUGUGGAACCUGAAGAGGAACUGGAACUCCUUAAGCAGAUCCUGCAUGCCAACCUGCCAAGGUCAUCUGCUCCUGAGCCUGUGGUAGAGGAGGAGGAUUUUGCAGCUGAGUUAGAAGAGGAAGAGUUUGAGUCCGUCCAGAUUUCUGAAAAAGAGUUCAACUUUCUAGACUUCAUCAAGAGGUUUGCCAACCCCGGUAUUGUGCGUCCAUACCUCCUCUUAUUAAAAUCGUAUUCGAAAAACACACCUCACACAAAUCACUGCAUCGCUCGAAUGCUGCACCGCUUAGCUGUCGACCUCAAAAUGGAUGCCCUGCUUUUCCAGCUAUCAAUGUUCAACCUUUUCAACAAGAUCCUGAGUGACCCCGCCGCAGCCGCUUACAAGGAACUGGUGACCUUUGCCAAGUAUGUGCUGAACCGUUUCUUUUCACUGGCAGCAGAAAACAGCAAGGCAUAUGUUGAACUGCUGUUCUGGAAAAACGUAGGGUCUGUACGUGAGAUGACUGAAGGCUACAGCAAAGACGGAGGGGGAAAGAAACCAACAUGGACUGAAGAGGAGGAAGAAGAGCUGCGCAAGCUGUACGAGGAGCACCGUCAUUCUGAAGAACCAGACAUAGUGGAGGCUCUGUUGCCACUACUCAGCAACAACACUCGCACUCGACGCCAGGUAGUGACGCAGCUGGUGCAUAUGGGUCUGGUGGACAAUGCUAAGGAACUGAAGAAACAGAAGAAAGGUACCCAGAUUGUUCUUUGGACUGAGGAGCAGGAGGGGGAGCUGGAGAUGCUCUAUGAGGAGUACAAAGACUCUGACGAUGUGCUGGGUAAUAUCCUGAAAAAGCUCACAGCCAAGCGCUCCCGUGCACGUGUGGUGGACAAGCUGCUCAGUAUGGGCUUGGUGUCCGAGAGACGAGAACUUUAUAAGAAGAGGAGUCGCAGUGCUCAAGGGAAGAGCUCUGGAAAAGGAAUGACUGAAGAAGAGUUCCUGGAAGGACUAACACAAGAUUUCCCUGAUGAUCCUGUGGACAGAGACGAUGAAGAUGAUGAUGGGUCUGAAGAGAGUGAGGAAGAAGAAGAGCAAGAAAGAGGACUAUCACAAAAUGGAGGAAGGAGGAGCCAAAGCCUGCACUUCCCAGCAGAGAGGAGAGAGGAUGUAGUCUCCAUGGUGUAUGCUGUACAACAGGAAGGCAUGUCUGGACCCCUGUUGUGGCUUCAGAAGUGCCUGAACAGAACAGCAGAGGACCGUGAAGAAGAUGGUUUGUCCCAGCCUGUGCCACUUGUUCCUCUGUCAGAGGCAGAUGAAGACGCCAUGGAGAACAAGAGCUUCCGCAAGCUGUUGCGCAAACUGGGAAUAAGACCACCUGCAAAUGAACAGGAGAGAUUUUGGAGGAUCCCAGCGAAGAUCACUACAUCCCAGCUCCGGAGUGCAGCUGCAGCUCUUAGUCCAACAGAGGAAGCUGCAGCUCUUAGUCCAACAGAGGAAGAACCUAAAGGAGGCGAGGAACAAGACGGCUCCAAGAGUCCAACUGGAGAAUCCCAGGAAGAGGAGGAAAUCUCAGGUGAACAGAGAGCUCAGGCUCUGAGAGCUCUGCUGCUCACACGCAAGAGGAAACACCACACCUCGAAGCAUACCGUGCCCGUGUCAAAUUUCACCCCUAAUGAGGAUACAGACAGAACAACUGAGAGGUCCCAAGAGAAGACCUCAACUAAAAGAAGCAGAAGAAGUGUGCUGGACGAUGAUGACCAUGAGGAGAAUGAGGACGACUCCACCACUGCAUUGCAUAUGGACACCAAUGGUGAUGCAGAUUCAGACACGGAGGACAUCUCUGCUCCUGUGAAGCGUAGACGGAAGAUGGUCUUAAUUGAUGAAGAGGAAGAUGAGGAUUAGAGACUCUCUUUAAUGGACUGUAAAAACUGCAGACAGGGGAGACAUUAAAAUCCCUUACUUUGCUCAGAGGUGGAUGCAGAGGGCCCUCUUGGGGGCUGCAGUGCAAACAGGGGAAACUCUAUUAAUGGAAUACCAAACAACCCAAAGAAAUAGACCCUUAGACCUGCCCCUCUGGAUCCAGGGAUCCUGUUAAGCAAUUAAAUUUAGUCAUUGGUGCCUUUAUGUUGUUAUGAUAUAUAAGUUCUGUCAGCCUUCUAUUUUGUUAGUCAUUCUUUUUCUCCCCAGCAUUCGCAGCACGGACGUCAUACAGAUUUUGCUGUCCUAGAAAGUUACAUGACUUUGUUUAUAACUCAAUAAUUUCAUCUUUGAUCUGAAAUCUUUACGUUUUUAUAUCUCAUUGUUUUGAUAAAAUUGCAUCCAUACAAAUA